AUGAGUGAUUCAGAUGAUGAUAUUUUUAAAAAGAAGAAGCCAAGCAAAAUGAAAAUAGAACAACAACAAAAGCAACAGCAAUAAUAAGAAUUACUCUAACAAUAAAAAUAACUCAAACAAGAAUUUAAUCAAACAGAAUAAUAAUUGCACAAUCCAAAACAUCCUAAAUUAGUCAUCUAUUGCAGAAUAUGUACUUACCCUGUUGAAUUUUGUUCAUUUUCCAAAACUCCUAGAGAAUGCAAACAAUGGCUAAAGAUAACCUUUAAAGAACUUUAUGCAAUUUUAUACCCUGAAGAUCUUAAAAUAGAUUUGGAAAAAGAAGCUACUCUCUAAUUAAUACAAUAGCAUAUGGCCUAAAAAAUACCAUUAGUUUAACCUCCACUAAAAAAGAGGAGGAAAAAUGGCAAGGUACCUGAAAGCGAAAUGAUUUAUAUAAAAGUUAAAGAGAGAAACAAAAACAAAUUCAUUACAACCUUGUCAGGACUAGAAAAACAUGGUCUUGAUCUCAAGGAAACUUCGAAAAAAAUUAGUAAAAAGUUUGGUUGCGGUUCCUCAAUCAAUGAAAAAGGAGCUCUUGAACUACAAGGGGAUUUGAGUGUUGAAUUAGAAGAGUGGCUUCCCAAGGAAUAUCCAACUAUCAAAGAAGAAAUGAUUGCUAUUCAAGAUAAAUGA
Paramecium tetraurelia is the source of this 672-nucleotide messenger RNA. RefSeq lists its product as uncharacterized. Gene Ontology annotation, biological process: translation reinitiation; formation of translation preinitiation complex. Gene Ontology annotation, molecular function: translation initiation factor activity; mRNA binding. NCBI's taxonomy places the organism in Eukaryota, Ciliophora, Oligohymenophorea, Peniculida, Parameciidae. The transcript is spliced from 2 exons. The record is from RefSeq and is a predicted model, not a curated record.